UGUCUUUCUCGUUUCAUUUUUCUUUUUCACAUAUAUAUAAUUCGAGAAUACUCAUUUUAUCUAACUGAACACAUUUUUAAAGUUGCUUCGCUUUAUCAGUGAUUUAUUGCGAAUUAUUAUUUGUAAUUAUUAUUUUUUUCACGUUUCGUUUGUCCACGUGGAUCUUUAUUAAUGUAGCGUCUCAUCUUGAUAAUUCAGCAUUUGUGAAUAGAAUAUAUUUCUUCAUGUUUUAUAAUAAACGUGGCAACUUGCAACGUUGUGUUUUAUGAAUUUGGGAAAUUAAUGUAUUUUUUGUUGGUCCUAUAUGAUCACGUAUAAAAAAUCCAUGAAUCGUGAGCCACCAUCAGAAUUGAUUUUUCCACGUGUACAAACGUAUCGAAUAUUUUAAUAAGUUAGCUAAAGUUGCUCCAAAAUUAUCCUCUCAUUUUGGCAUGCCUCCGUGUUGUAUCUCAACGGAGCAUGAAUGCUUGUGGGAGGUAAAGUAAAAGGGGAAUUUGCCUUCGGAAUCCACACGAUACUGUCUGGAACCGUUUCUCUAAGUUCCCAAUAAUUCUUUAAUUCUUAAAUACUGAUAUGUAUUCUUGUAGUACGUAGAAACUAUAUGACAUUUUUAAAAUGAUUUCAGGUCGGAUUAGACAAGAUAUAAAAGAUAAACUUUAAAUGAAAUAUUUUGCAUAUGAAUCUGAAGAGAACAAUAAGUAAAAAAUGAUCUCAAAGAUAAGAAGAGUUUCAAUUAGAAAAAUGCCAGGCUUUGAAUCAUUGGAUAGACUCGCCAAGUGUUGCAUGACAUUGAUAAAAUAUGCUUGGGCUAUCGAUCAUACAGUUCAUGCAACUUUUGGAUAUUUUCCAACAUGAAGAAAAAGACUGGAUAUUAAGAAUUCAGUAAUAUCAAAAAUGGGAAAUAAAUCGUUACAUUAAAGAAGCUUCCAGAAAAUAUAAAUAUCAUUAAAUAUGUUGCAAAUGGAAAAUUGCACAAUUUAAAUAAAUUGCAAAAGCUGUUAUUGGAGGUUAACAAUCCAGAUAUGGUAACAUUAUAAUGACAAUUAUAGAGAUGAACUAUAUAGUCUUGUGACAAUAUAAUGUCAAUGUAAUGAGAAGCAUACCAGAAGAAAGAUAAAAUACUUUGCAAAAAUGAUGUCAGAAGAACUUGGAAUAAAAAAACUUUAAAACUCGAUACAAAAAUGUGUGAGAUAACAGAGAGUCAGUAAUGUAAAAUAAUUUUAAACUAUUUUGCAAUCAAUGAUUGCAUUACUGUAUGACAUUGAAUAUUAAUGUAAGUUUUGAUAAAUUUAAUAAACUAGAAUUUAUAUAAGUUCAGUCUUUUAUUACCAAAUGUUAGUAUCUCUAGAAAUGAUUUUGUCAGUAAUGUAGCCUACAAUCCCAAUGUUUUGCAGAUACUUUGAUAUAUUCGCGCUUCUUCUGGUUUAUUCAAACAUCCAUAAAGCUUAUUCAGUUUCAAGCAAUCUGUUUUACUCAUCGCUUUUCGUUGACCGAUCGUGACACCAGGCGUUUUCGGUGUCAGAGUUGGUUUCAUAGGAUCUAUACUAAAAAAAUAAUUACCGUAAUGCAUUAUGCUGUCGUAUCCAUAUUCGUAGCUAUACGUCGCAUUCUCCGGUGAUUGUUUGUUGAAGUUCGAUCGAAAUCCUAAUAAUAUACAAAAGAAAAUGAUUGUUAAGAAAAUCUAUAGAAAAAUAUUAGUUUCAUAAUUAUAUAUAUGUUCAUAAAAAUUUAGGAUUUAAUUCUUACCAGGUAUAAUAUUCUCAUAAUGUACAUUUAUAUACGUGUCUCUAUCGGAACGACUGUGCUCGUGGAAAAUACCGAGGGCAUGCAUCAACUCGUGUAUAGCUCUUCCUUCAUUUUCCAAGCAAUUCGGUCCUUUUUCGUCUGGUGGUUCCAGGGAGAGGAUUUGGGUUCCACCGAAUUUACCCACGAAUGACCAACAUCUGAAUUAAUUUUACGUAUGAAUGAAAUUAAUAAAGAAAUUAAUCUUAUUUUUUUAUAGUGCAAGAAUAUUGGGUCAACAUCCAUGCACGUUUUACAAGUGUUUUUAAAGUGCGAAUAUUUACCCUUUAGGAUGCAUUACUGGCCAAAUCAGCAAGAAAUCCUUGGCUUUACCAUCCCAUGGAAUAAAUUUGAUGCAUGUCAUAUAAUUUAUAUAUGUGAUUGCUUUAUAUAUUUUCACAUAAUCUGUAACAUCUGGAAACAGAAAGAUUAUAUAUAUUAUUUCUUAUUUUUAUCUCGUUUUUCAAACACAAUAUGGAAUAUAAUAUUAUAAAUAUACACACACAAUUAUUUGUUUAUACAUACCAUAUAGAGUGCUAAUUACAUAAGGAACUGUUCUAUUUUGCCACAGUUUAUCUGGGAAAACAUCCCAACGUAAACCAACACGCCAAUGAUUGAAAUACUAAACAGAACAAAAAAUAAUAUAAAAUAAAUUAUAACAAAUAUAAUAAGGAAGAAAGAGGAUAAUAUAUACCUCGCUAGUCACGGCUAUAUCUCCUUCAAAUAAACCAGGACGGACUUCCGGGUCUUGCGAGGACUCGUAAAGAUAGUGAUUAAAGUUGAAGAUUAUGGGAUUUUCGCAAAAAGCGACUGAGAAAAAUUUAGACCAUGCAAUUGCGGGAGCUGCUAGUGGAUGUAUAACGAGAUUUCUAUGUCAACCUUUAGAUGUUAUAAAGAUCAGAUUUCAAUUACAAGUUGAACCAAUUUCAAAAUGUCACGUUGGCAAAUAUAGAUCUAUAUUGCAAGCUUUUUUACUAAUCUUGAAAGAAGAAGGGGUUUCUGCUUUAUGGAAGGGCCAUAUACCUGCACAAUUGCUGUCAAUUACUUAUGGGACAGUUCAGUUUUAUUCGUACAAUGUGUUGAUGCAAAUGAUGCAAAGAAUACAAAAAAUUGAAGAAUGGAAUCAUUCGAUGCAUUUUAUUGCUGGGGCUGGUGCUGGAAGUAUGGCAACAAUUGUUUCGUUUCCUUUUGAUACUAUAAGGACUAGAUUAGUAGCCCAAUCGAGUAAUCAUCAAGUUUAUAACGGUGUGCUACAUUCUUGUAGUUCAAUUCUUCGACAAGAAUCGCCGAAAGUCUUCUUUUCUGGUCUAUUACCAACUUUAUUGCAAAUUGCUCCACACACUGGGUUGCAAUUCGCAUUCUAUGAAUUUUUCACAGAUUUCUAUAAAAGAUAUACUUCAAGUACCGAUACUAAUUUCUAUAAUUCCAUGGUAUCUGGUAGCGCCGCUGGAUUCAUUGCGAAAACGAUCGUCUAUCCGUUUGAUCUUGCUAGAAAGAGGUUGCAGAUACAAGGUUUCCAACAUGGUCGUAAAGGAUUCGGCAAGUUCUUUCAAUGUGAAGGAUUAAUGGAUUGCUUAAGAGUGACUGUAAAAGAAGAGGGAGUGCAAAGUCUCUUCAAAGGUCUUGUACCGAGUCAGAUAAAAGCUACUGCAACUUCAGCUCUGCAUUUUACCACAUAUGAACAAGUUUUAUUACUGUUAAGAAUAUUGCACUGAUAGCAAAUUUAAGUAAAACAAAUUUAUUUAAUAUAU
Messenger RNA from Nylanderia fulva, 3533 nucleotides. Its product is annotated as mitochondrial thiamine pyrophosphate carrier. Lineage: Eukaryota; Metazoa; Arthropoda; Insecta; Hymenoptera; Formicidae. The record is from RefSeq and is a predicted model, not a curated record. Gene Ontology annotation, biological process: transmembrane transport. Gene Ontology annotation, molecular function: transmembrane transporter activity.